CAAAAUGAGAGGCGUUGUUAGACAGUACGUGAGAUCCAAAACGCCGCGUUUAAGAUGGACUCCUCAACUCCAUAACUCCUUCCUUCUUGCCAUACAAUCCCUCGGUGGCCAUCAAAAGGCAACCCCCAAGCUUCUACUUCAGCUGAUGGAUGUGAAAGGUGUCUCCAUAUCCCAUGUUAAGAGCCAUCUCCAGAUGUAUAGAAGCAUGAGAGGCGAGGACGUGAGAAGACAUGCUGAGCCAAAAGCUGGAGGUGGAGAAGGAAUGAUGAGGAAAAGGAGCACCGCAGCCAAGGAAUAUACGGGACAAUAUCAAAUCCCGUAUGCAUAUCAUUAUAACGUGCACCACCCCAUGCCCAACCACAUUCUUACUACAAACAUGCAUCAUGCCACCUCGCCUUUCUCUCUCCCACUUUCACAGCUGACAAAUGAAGAGGAACAAAAGCAUAAGCCCAUGGGACGUCCUAAACACACUAGGGAUGGAGGAAGAGUGGUAAAGAAACAGGACCGAGAAGAAGGCCAACAUAAGGAUUUUGAUCAACUCUCAUUGUCUCUUUCUCUACAACCAACUAACCCUCCCAUUCCUUCGCUUUCCUCUUCUUCUUUAACCUCUCUCGACAAAAGUUUACCGAUUCAGAAACACCAAGAAAUUGAUUUGGACUUAUCGAUAUCACUUUGCCCGAACUACCAAGGAUAA
This is a messenger RNA of Cucurbita maxima (winter squash), 694 nucleotides long. RefSeq names its product putative Myb family transcription factor At1g14600. The transcript is spliced from 5 exons. NCBI's taxonomy places the organism in Eukaryota, Viridiplantae, Streptophyta, Magnoliopsida, Cucurbitales, Cucurbitaceae. The record is from RefSeq and is a predicted model, not a curated record. Bases 5 to 694 code for a protein of 229 amino acids. Gene Ontology annotation, molecular function: DNA binding; DNA-binding transcription factor activity.